This is a messenger RNA of Gongylonema pulchrum, 315 nucleotides long. NCBI's taxonomy places the organism in Eukaryota, Metazoa, Nematoda, Chromadorea, Rhabditida, Gongylonematidae. The record is from the annotation of a GenBank genome assembly.
AUGUUCCAGGGUCUUUUCCAGUCUGUUGUUCCUAAAGAUAUGCAACUUGCAGACUGCUGUGGCAACGAACCGUUACCUCUGGCCUGUUGUCCACCGCCAAAGCCAUGCUGUGCGCCAGCUUAUGGUCCGUGCUGUCCUGCUGCUCCGGUUUGUUGCAGGAAACCGUGCUGCAAAGGGCGUCGAAUCGAAUUACCUCCUGAAGCUGAAUUGCUUCCACCACCACAGUUCACUCCACCUGUAACUUCUUUAUUAGUCGUUCGUGUCAGACUUGAGAUUCGAAAACUGUCGGAAACUGGAAAAUACCUCCAGUUCUGA